Colletotrichum destructivum is the source of this 666-nucleotide messenger RNA. RefSeq lists its product as uncharacterized. Bases 109 to 561 code for a protein of 150 amino acids. The record is from RefSeq and is a predicted model, not a curated record. NCBI's taxonomy places the organism in Eukaryota, Fungi, Ascomycota, Sordariomycetes, Glomerellales, Glomerellaceae. The transcript has 3 exons.
UUCUAUUCUGUUAAUGUUUACUUCAUCAACUGACCCAAGUACCUAAUAACAGCAAAUUCCGAACACAAGAAACGCAAUUAAUACCCUCAAGUUUCAGUCGGCAAUACCAUGUCCCGUAUCAUGCAGCAUACCAAAGGCGGGGUGGGAAAGCAGCCACUGCGUAAAAAAGAGUCUUUCGAGUUAAAGAGGCUUCUCGAUAUAGUAGAGGCUGUGGAGCGCACACAGUUGCUGGCUUUGGACAACCAAGAUAGUACCUUUAUAAAUGAGUUUAAUACCACGACAGGGGGUUUGGAGAGCAUCCUGUUGACCGAAGACGACCGCUGGUGGGUAAGAUGGCCCAGCGUUGCGUUCAGUGCCGUUGCUUGGAAACCUACUGCGUGGCUACACCGGACUCUUUUUACAUUUCUACGGAAUGUGGUCGGUUUGUUCUGCAAUUCUGUAUGGGACUGCGUAGUGGAUUUUCAUAUCCCCUCCUUAAAAAGGACCUGUUGUCUUGUUUUGCUUCUAUACAUACUUAUUGGUCUCCCUCUUCUCAUCCAGAGGGGUAGUGUAGCCAAUUAAGUAAUCUGAGGGUUUUCCGAGCACUUUCGUAAAGAACAGGAGGAUUUUGAAACUUCAAGAUUAAUGGAUACGUGAGAUAGUCAGAUUAUUCGGCUUAUUUGGCUU